UUUCUACUCCUCCUAAACAGCGAUAGAAUCCGUUGGAACUCCCAUUUCGUCGCUCGUCUUUCAACUCCGGCUUGGAAGUAAAGAUGCAGUCCGUUUACCGGCGUUUGCGCCACCACCACUUCCACCAGUCACCUGCACAAUUCACCCAUCGGUUUAAUGGAGCAAAUGAUUCGAGGUCCGCUUCUACUCUUGCCACCAAAGGCGUGGGGCAUCUAGUUCGCAAGGGCACUGGUGGAAGAUCAUCCGUUAGUGGCAUUGUUGCGACGGUGUUUGGUGCUACCGGAUUUCUUGGGCGAUAUUUAGUGCAACAGCUCGCUAAGAUGGGUUCCCAAGUGCUAGUUCCUUUUCGAGGUUCUGAGGAUUCUCAACGACACCUUAAAUUGAUGGGUGAUUUGGGUCAGAUUGUUCCCAUGAAAUAUAAUCCAAGAGAUGAAAAUUCCAUCAAGGCAGUCAUGGCAAAGGCCAAUGUUGUCAUUAACCUUAUUGGAAGGGAGUACGAGACCAGAAAUUUUGGUUUCGAGGAAGUGAACCAUCAUAUGGCCGAGAAGCUUGCCGUGAUUGCAAAAGAACAUGGCGGUAUCAUGAGAUACAUCCAAGUUUCAGGCUUGGGAGUAUCUCCAUCAUCUCCAUCUAGACUGCUUAGAGCUAAAGCAGCUGCUGAAGAAGCUACUUUACGAGAACUACCUGAGGUCACAGUUAUGAGACCUGCUGUGAUGAUUGGGACAGAGGAUAGAAUAUUAAACCCAUGGGCACACUUUGCUAAAAAGUACAGCUUUCUCCCACUUAUAGGGGGUGGAUCAACUAAAAUUCAGCCUGUAUAUGUAGUGGAUGUUGCUUCUGCCAUUAUUGCGGCCUUAAAAGAUGAUGGAUCCAGCAUGGGCAAGACUUAUGAACUUGGUGGACCAGAAAUUUAUACCAUACAUGAAUUAGCAGAACUUAUGUAUGACACCAUUCGUGAAUGGCCUCGCUAUGUCACAGUUCCUUUCCCUGUUGCUAAGGUACUUGCAACUCCCCGCGAGUUAUUGCUGAACAAAGUUCCGUUCCCAAUGCCUGUCCCUACCAUAUUCAAUCUCGAUCAAAUUGAAGCCCUUUCCACUGAUACAGUGGUUUCAGACGAUGCUUUGACAUUCGAGGAUCUGGGAAUCACGCCACGCAAGCUGAAGGGUUACCCAACCGAGUUUCUUAUACAAUACCGUAAAGGUGGACCACAGUACGGUUCAACGGUUAGCGAGAAAGUAUCGCGGUCAUGGGAUUGAGGUUGAGCCGUUUUAUCCGACAUUUAAGGUAGGGAUGUUGUUGCCUGCAUUCCUGCUCCAUUCUCUAUGAUAAUGAAUGCAAAUUUGUGUCACCUCAUUGUGGUGGUGGUGGUGAUGGAGAAUGCGAAAUAGUUGAAACUUGUUAAGUUGGUUUAAGCCUUAAUAAACGAAUGAGAUCAACCUCGUUGAAAAGUGGAUUCUUCAAUGGAUAUUGCUAAUUUGUUUUUAGCAAGAUUAUAUUUUUUUCAA
Salvia hispanica is the source of this 1505-nucleotide messenger RNA. Its product is annotated as NADH dehydrogenase [ubiquinone] 1 alpha subcomplex subunit 9, mitochondrial-like. NCBI's taxonomy places the organism in Eukaryota, Viridiplantae, Streptophyta, Magnoliopsida, Lamiales, Lamiaceae. Gene Ontology annotation, molecular function: protein-containing complex binding. Gene Ontology annotation, cellular component: mitochondrion. The record is from RefSeq and is a predicted model, not a curated record.